UCUGCGGGUGUCGAGCGCGAAUUUGUGAAGAUGAAUCCUUUAACUAAAGUGAAGCUGAUCAACGAGCUGAACGAGCGAGAGGUCCAGCUUGGGGUGGCGGAAAAGGUGUCCUGGCACUCCGAGUACAAAGACAGCGCCUGGAUCUUUCUGGGAGGGCUUCCUUAUGAACUGACUGAAGGAGACGUCAUCUGUGUGUUCUCACAAUAUGGGGAGAUUGUUAACAUUAAUCUUGUGCGAGACAAGAAGACUGGGAAAUCCAAAGGGUUUUGUUUCCUCUGCUAUGAAGACCAAAGGAGCACAGUUCUGGCUGUUGACAAUUUUAAUGGGAUCAAGAUAAAAGGAAGAACUAUUCGUGUGGAUCAUGUGUCUAACUAUCGGGCUCCUAAGGACUCAGAAGAAGCAGAUGAUGUGACCAAAGAACUCCAGGAGAAGGGCUGUGGGGCUAACACCCCCUCAUCGAGUUCAUCUGAGAGUUUAGAAGAUGACAAACCCACAAAAAAGCACAAAAAAGAGAAAAAGGAAAAAAAGAAAAGAAAGAAAGACAAAGAGAAGACUGACAGGGAGGUAAAAGCAGAGCAGCCAUCUUCUUCAUCUCUUGGAAGCAAGACAAUAAAAGAAAAGGAUGACCCUGCCCCUAAGAAACACAGCAGUAAGAACUCAGAGAAGGUUCAGAAGUCUGAAUCAAGAGAGGGACAGAAGCACUACCCAUGCUCCCCUGAUGUCAAGACUUCCUGCCAUGUUAGAGCAGAGGGCCCAGAGAGGGAGCUCAAGAAGGAGAAACCCAAGUAUGAGCACAAGCCCUCAAGCAAGAAGGAGGCAAGAGAAGACAAGAAUAGGAAUAGGGAUAGAGGGCGAAGCUCAGACACACAUUCUAGCCGUCACAGUGGGCAUUCUGAAGGGUGGAGUCACAGAAGUAGAAGUAGGAGCCAUGGGCGUUCUGAAAGGUGGCAUCACAGAAGUAGAAGUAGGAGCCAUGGGAAUUCUGAAAGGUGGCAUCAUAGGAGUAGAAGUAGGAGCCGUGGGCGUUCUGAAAGGUGGAGUCACAGGAGUAGAAGUAGGAGCCGUGUGUAUCCUGAAAGGUGGAGUCACAGGAGUAGAAGUAGGAGCCGAGUGUAUCCUGAAAGGUGGAGUCACAGGAGUAGAAGUAGGAGCCGUGGGCAUUCUGGAAGGCGGAGUCAAAAGAGUAGAAGUAGGAGCCAUGGGCAUUCUGGAAGGCGGAGUCACAGAAGUAGAAGUAGUAGUCAAGAUAAAUCCCGUCGACAUAAAAAGGCCCAGCACUCCCGGGAGCGGGAGACUUCCAAUCCCAGUGAGCAUAGGCGAUACUGAAGCCUGUUCCAACUGCCCGGUUAAUUGAAAAUGAAUUGUUUUUAAAAAAUGUAAUCAGAUUCAAUUCUGCUGUUAAUAUUUCCAUAUAUAAAAUCUCUGUGACUGAGUUCUUUUAAUCCCUUCAUAGUAGAUUUGUUAAGAAAGUUGUAAUUUCAACAGCCAGUUAUCCCAAAUUUUUUGGUACUGUCCAUUGUCCCUGGGAAUAUACUUGGUACUUCAUCAGAGUAUGUGCCCUGAAUUUUAGUUCAUAAAUAUUAACCUAUAGACCCCAAUUUGAGGUGAAAUUGCCAGAAAGGGAGAAUACCAGAUAAUUCUAUAAAUGUAUUGUUUGCGGUAGGUAUUUAGAGCCCAGGAAUAUAGGACCACCUCAGUAGCACAUGGAAUUAUAUAAAACUAUAUAUAACUAUUUAGCUAUUGUGAAUUGACUGCUAUAAACA
Urocitellus parryii (Arctic ground squirrel) is the source of this 1763-nucleotide messenger RNA. It is a transcript of the gene Rbmx2, whose product is annotated as RNA binding motif protein X-linked 2. Gene Ontology annotation, biological process: mRNA splicing, via spliceosome. Gene Ontology annotation, molecular function: RNA binding. The record is from RefSeq and is a predicted model, not a curated record. Lineage: Eukaryota; Metazoa; Chordata; Mammalia; Rodentia; Sciuridae. Gene Ontology annotation, cellular component: catalytic step 2 spliceosome; U2 snRNP; precatalytic spliceosome.